AUGAAAGAGGAGACAAAUGUUCAGAGUCAUGGUAGUCCAUUCUUAACACGUUUACGUCACGGUCGCAGAAGGAUUAAAUUGAUCCUCGGACCGCAACUUCAAAUUCGGGUGAUGAAAAAACGGACGAAACGAUUAAACCAGGCGGGAAACACAAGAAACAAUCCAGACGAAGAUGAACCACGUUCAGAUAAAGAAGACUUAGACGGUCGUGAUAGUGAAGGUGAAGACGAUGAUGAUGAAGAUCUAGAGGAAGAAAAGGAAGAAGAGCAAAAAGAGGAAGAUGAUGAUAAAGCAGAUGACGAAGAUGUAGGAGAAGAACAAUUAGCAGUGGAAGAAAACGAAAAUACUAUAUGGUAG
This is a messenger RNA of Microplitis demolitor, 357 nucleotides long. Its product is annotated as nucleoplasmin-like protein ANO39. NCBI's taxonomy places the organism in Eukaryota, Metazoa, Arthropoda, Insecta, Hymenoptera, Braconidae. The transcript has 2 exons. Bases 1 to 357 code for a protein of 118 amino acids. The record is from RefSeq and is a predicted model, not a curated record.